Messenger RNA from Hirsutella rhossiliensis, 1047 nucleotides. RefSeq names its product DRG family regulatory protein. The record is from RefSeq and is a predicted model, not a curated record. Gene Ontology annotation, biological process: cytoplasmic translation. Bases 1 to 1047 code for a protein of 348 amino acids. Gene Ontology annotation, molecular function: mRNA binding; metal ion binding. The transcript has 2 exons. Lineage: Eukaryota; Fungi; Ascomycota; Sordariomycetes; Hypocreales; Ophiocordycipitaceae. Gene Ontology annotation, cellular component: cytosol.
AUGGCUCCCAAGAACGAGAAAGGCGGGGGCGGCAAGAAGCCAACUGCCGCCAAACUCGUCGAGGACCGCACGUUCGGCAUGAAGAAUAAAAAGGGAGCAGCUGCUCAGAAGCACAUUGCUCAAAUGACAUCAAAUCUAAAAUCCGGCGGCAGCGCAGAGGAGAAGCGAAAGGCGGCAGAAAAGGCCGCGCGAGAAAAGGAGAAGAAGGCGGCAGAGGACGCCAAGAGGGAGGCUGCGGCUCUCCUGAACCGGCCGGCUCAGAUUCAAAAAGUGCCCUUUGGCGUGGACCCCAAGACGGUCGUCUGCAUCUUCUAUAAAAAGGGCGACUGCGAGAAGGGCAAGAGGUGCAAAUUCUCGCACGACCUGUCCAUCGAACGCAAAACGGAGAAAAGGAACCUGUACUCUGACACGAGGACUGAGGAAGAGGAAGAGAAGGAAAAAAAGAAGCAGGAGACGUCGGCCGACUGGGACGAAGAACAGCUACGCCAGGUGGUCUUAUCCAAGAAGGGCAACCAACGGACGUCGACAGAGAAGGUCUGCAAGUUCUUCACCUCGGCCAUCGAGGAUGGAAAAUACGGCUGGUUCUGGGUCUGCCCCAACGGAGGGGACAAAUGCAUGUACAAACAUGCUCUGCCGCCAGGAUUUGUCUUGAAGACGAAGGAGCAGAGAGCGGCGGAGAAGGCUCUUAUGGACAAGUCUCCGCUCAAGACGUUGACUUUGGAAGACUUCCUAGAAUCCGAGCGGCACAAGCUCACCGGGGAUUUGACGCCCGUCACUCCAGAGACGUUUGCCAAGUGGAAAAAGGAACGCUUGGACAAGAAGGCUGCCGAGGAGCAGGCUCGCAGGGCCAAGGAGAACACUGGCCGCGCGCUGUUCGAGAGCGGCAAGUGGCGCGACGUGGACGAUUCGGACGCCGACGACGACGACGACGAUGUGUGGAACCUCGAAAAACUGAGAAACGAGACGGAGGCUGUCCGCGUCAAGAAGGAGGAGGAGCGGCUGGCUACUCUGCACGGCGUUGAGGGGAGCACGGGCAACGCAGACUGA